Orycteropus afer afer is the source of this 1605-nucleotide messenger RNA. It is a transcript of the gene ASMTL, whose product is annotated as acetylserotonin O-methyltransferase like. NCBI's taxonomy places the organism in Eukaryota, Metazoa, Chordata, Mammalia, Tubulidentata, Orycteropodidae. The transcript has 12 exons. The record is from RefSeq and is a predicted model, not a curated record. Gene Ontology annotation, molecular function: O-methyltransferase activity; nucleoside triphosphate diphosphatase activity. The annotation marks the transcript as partial.
GACUUGAGGACCCCGGACGUGGUGGUGGGUGCAGACACCAUCGUGACAGUAGGCGGCUUGAUCCUGGAGAAGCCUCUGGAUAAAGAGGACGCGUACCGGAUGCUUUCCAGGUUAAGCGGGAAGGAACACAGCGUGUUCACGGGCGUCGCAAUUGUCCACUGCUCCAGCGCAGGUGCUCAGCUGGAGACCCAGGUCCUGGAAUUCCACGAGGAAACCCGAGUCAAGUUCUCGGAGCUGUCGGAGGAGCUGCUAUGGGAGUACAUUCACAGCGGGGAGCCCAUGGACAAGGCUGGCGGCUACGGCAUCCAGGCGCUCGGGGGCAUGCUGGUGGAGCGUAUCAGCGGGGAUUUCCUCAACGUGGUGGGCUUCCCGCUGAACCACUUCUGCAAAGAGCUGGCCACGCUGUACUGCCCACCUCCCCGCGAAGCCGUGGGGCGCGUCAAGCACGACUCCAUCCCGUCCGUGGACACCUUCGAGACCCUAAGUGACGCAGAGGGCAGUGGCCCGCAGGAGGCUGCCUGCAACGGCCCGGUGGAGACCGCGCCCGCCUUUCCCGCGGAACUUCUGGAUCUCAUUGCGGGCUUCCAAGGCUCUAAGGUCCUGUUCACCGCCUGCAACCUGAAGGUGUUCGACGUUCUGAAGGACGGAGCCGUCCUGACGGCCGCAGACAUCGCCGGCAAAAUCCGUGCCUCCGCGUGCGGAACGGAGUGGCUGCUGCACGCCUGCGCGGCGCUGGGGCUGCUGGAGAGAACCGAGCGAGGUGGGUCGGAGAGGGAGNNNGCGAGCCUCUUCCUGGCGUCGGAGGGCCACCACUCCCUGCACGGUCUUGUCACCUUCUGCAACGAACAUGCCUGGGACCUCUUCACUCACCUGGAGUCCGCGGUCCGAGCGGGCAAGACGAGCCAGCUGGACCUAGUCUUCGGGAGGGGAACAGACGACUGGCUCAAGGACCCCUGCUGCCGCAGCCAGGAGGCCCAGCUGCACUUCCUUCGCGGCCUUCACGACCUCAGCAAGCUGAGUGCGCGAGCCGUGGCCACGGCCUUCGACCUGUCCGGCUUCACCUCUGCCUGCGAGCUGGGAGGCUGCACGGGGGCGCUGGCCCACGCACUCGCCCAGGAGCACCCACACCUGCAGGUGACCGUGUUCCACCUCCCACAGCUCACCCACCUGCUCCCAGGCCUCCAGCCCAGCACAGGGCGCGCCGCCCAGAUCAGCUUCCUGCCGGCCAGCGUGCGCUGUGCGCUGAGCGGGUUCCCGGAGCGUCUGCAGCCUAGGAACGAGGCCGAGCCGGCCGUGUGUGGCAACCUCCGGCAGCGGUGGUCUGACCUGCAGCUGACCCUGGGGCUGGGGCACGGCCGGGCCGCUGUGGCCGCGCGCUCACUUGACACCAGGCAGCCCUGGCAGCCCCGGCACAGCGGCCUGGCUCUGGGAGACCCCACCCUGCUGCCCCUCAGGCCCCAGGCCCCAGGCUGGGCCGAGGCUCCACGUGACCUCUUCACAGACAGACUCCCCGAAGCACAGCUGUACAUUGUCUCCGGUCUUCUCCAGGACUGGCCUGACGAACAGCUGCAUCCGUUACUGAGCAGAAUCUCAGAAAGGGAUUAG